Tremella mesenterica DSM 1558 is the source of this 528-nucleotide messenger RNA. RefSeq lists its product as uncharacterized. Bases 1 to 528 code for a protein of 175 amino acids. The record is from RefSeq and is a predicted model, not a curated record. Lineage: Eukaryota; Fungi; Basidiomycota; Tremellomycetes; Tremellales; Tremellaceae. The transcript has 3 exons.
AUGUACUUCCUCUUCACCACUUCCUUGUUAUUAUUGACCUUCAACUCUUUGACGAUGGCUGUACCGAUCGCCCAGGACCGCGAUCUUUCGGAGGAGCUGCAACUUUUAGAACGGACGCCACUCCCACAAGCCGAUCGAGGAGCUGGCGCUUUUCUGAGACGAUCGGUGGUGUUUGAGGAGAGAGCACCAAACAUUGAAGAGGGGGAAGAAUGGGACCAAGAUCCUGUUGAUAUGGAUGCCAGUCAGAAGCGCAAGCAGAAGGGUGGGCAGGCCAGACCAGAUGGGUUCCGUGGUGGUGCAAACGGGUGGAAACGACAUCCUUUCAUACCUCCAACCCUGACGCUUCCCACUCCAUCACCUUCCCUCUCAUUGGAGUACCGUCCCGAGAGCUCAACCACCCCAGUCUCAACAUCACCCGCUACUUCGGUUACCUCAUCCGUUGUAACACAAACCCCUCAAACAAGCACUAUGUCACCUCAGAAGGGGGCGAACCCUAACGGAUUUCGUGGAGGGGGAAACGGGUGGUGA